UCGCCAUCUUUGAUCUCAGUUUUCGCAUGAUCUGUCAGAAGGGUGAAUGACAGGUGUCAAAUUAGCGCAAAAUUGGCUAACGUUCACGUUAAGAGCGUAGAAAGUUUCUCGCACUGAUUUCACGGUUUACCAAGUACUGUCAGGCUGUUAUUUCGAAAAUCAAAGUAGCCAAUUUCUGUAAGAACGUCCAACAAUGUCCAGCAUAGAGCUACUGGAGGAGAGAGUUGCAGAGUUGGAGAAUCAAGUUUUUAGUCAUGGGAAUAAGCCACAGAUCGAUGAUCCACCGACAGAAAAUUCGGUUGUCGACAGUCUUCUCCAUGCUCAUACUCUGAUUUCGUCGUCGUAUUCUGGGCGAGAAAAAGCAAACGCAGUUGUGAAACGAAUUGGGGAGUUGGAUUCUUAUUUGGAUCCUAAUUUCGAGAAUUCGGAUCUUCAAAUGGAAGCAAGAGCGGAACUUAUACUCACCUUAGAACCUGAACUGAGGGAAAAUGCUCGUCUGUUAACUAAAAUGGAAGAACUUCUACCGGUAUUGGAAUCAGAACGGUUUCGCAGCGUGCCUGAAGCAACACACAAGUUGAAUAACUUGACACUGUCAUACACAAAACUGCACGAUGAAUCGGAGGAACUUACAAGUGAAAUUUGUGAUGUUAUCGCUAAAUAUAAUUCUGUUAUAAACAAUAUUUCUAGAUCACUUAUCAUUUUAGAUGCUGCGGUAACAGCUGCUGAAAAUGCGGCGAUACCGGUCAAGCCAUUGGAUUAGAUUUAUUUCUUGUUUUACCUCAGAAAGUUUUUUAUGCAGCCCCAGUUUACGAAACUAAAAAUAACUUAAUUCACAUCGAUUUUCACUGAUUUAAACAAAAUUUAUUUGUGCACUAUCAUUUCUCAAUACUUACGACCCAUUUUACGAUUGUUGCGUUUAAUUUUAUUUAUUAACUAUCCGAAAUGAGUCACGAUUUUUUUUUUAAUUAUAAGACCUUCAACUAUGUCUUGGAUGAAAGAGUAGCGAUUAAUGAUCGGCCAGACUCUUAUUGCACUAGUAACUAAGCAGAAAUUGAAAGUGUAAGCUACUGUAAUAAAUAGUACACACUACCAACUCGUAAAUACAGAACAGAAGAUAUUAUUAACG
Messenger RNA from Diprion similis, 1126 nucleotides. RefSeq names its product dynactin subunit 3-like. The record is from RefSeq and is a predicted model, not a curated record. Gene Ontology annotation, cellular component: dynactin complex. Lineage: Eukaryota; Metazoa; Arthropoda; Insecta; Hymenoptera; Diprionidae. The coding region runs from base 194 to 760 and encodes 188 amino acids. Gene Ontology annotation, biological process: cytoskeleton-dependent cytokinesis. The transcript is spliced from 2 exons.